Molecule: messenger RNA, 6921 nt
Organism: Bacidia gigantensis
Lineage: Eukaryota; Fungi; Ascomycota; Lecanoromycetes; Lecanorales; Ramalinaceae
Exons: 3
Coding region: 1-6921 (2306 amino acids)
Biological process (GO): mRNA export from nucleus; mRNA processing
Cellular component (GO): THO complex part of transcription export complex
Molecular function (GO): mRNA binding
Source: RefSeq, a predicted model, not a curated record
AUGGAAGAGGCGGCUACAAUAAUGAUCGUGGACGCGGCGGCAGACGCGGGGGUAGAGGAGGAAGCGUACCUAAUCACAGUCCUCAACAAAGUCCGAUAUAGUGUCAUCCAGUCGUGGCAGGAGAAGGGCAGAGAAGGUAUAGUGACAAAAGGUGUUGAAGCUCAAAGCGCUCAAGAUAUCGUUCUGCUUGCAGAGCUAUUCCAAGAGCUUAUACGAUCGUCUGUGGACUCUCGUCUUGAAUCGCAUGAAACUGGUACAGUAGUGAAUGAAAUUGCUAAACCAGCGUCGGCAGAUCAAGAUUCAGCUGAGAUGAUUCAAGAUGAAGAUUUGCUUGACGCAAGCUCUUUAUUCUUGGACACUUUGUCUGUGUUCGUGGAGGCCUCCAGUUUCUCAUCCUCAAUGCGUACGCUCUUACAUGCUUCUGGAAUACCUGCACCUAAGAUACGCCGAGAACUAGAUACGCCGCUGUUGGAGUCUUUGGGGUUGAUUCGCAGUACAUUUACAAAGAUGGGAAUAAGGCAGCAGACUAAUCGUCUUUACCGGCAAUCAAACUACAAUCUCCUGAGAGAGGAGACGGAAGGUUAUUCCAAAUUAAUCACAGAAUUUUUCACAACAAGCAACAAUGAGCCGCCCACUAGCGAGGUUGUGGAAGAUACAUUCGAGAGAGUGAAGGGCAUGAUUGGGGCCUUUGAUCUUGACGUUGGUCGAGUGCUCGACAUUACACUUGACGUAUUCGCAGCUGUCUUGGUGAAGCAAUAUCGAUUCUUCGUCAAAUAUCUCCGCGCUAGUUCGUGGUGGCCUUCCGAUGCGAUGGUUGAAGACUCAGAUGCACGGCAUGUCCUCGGACCAUUGCCUCGGUGGGCACUUCCAGGGUGUGAGGGUCGAGUCUUAAACGAGGAAGAACGGGAAGAGGCAACACGACUCAAAGAUGAGAGGGACAUAUUGUUUUGGCGAAGAUGCAAAGAGGUCGGUCUUGCGGCUUUUUUUGAACUUGGGGGUCGCUGCAAACAUCAGGAUGAUAUUCAAUCUGCCCAAGAUAAAAGCAAGGAUAACAUCGUGUCCGGCUUCGAUGCAGAUCAACAUUGGAUCGAAACAACAAGAACCUCGCCUCCAGUGGGCAACAAAGUCGCAGCACAGGUUCUUGGCUUCAAGCUCCGGUUUUACAACUCUAACGCACGAGACACUUCUGAUACGUUCGCUAUAAAUCUCAUAUAUCUAGCGUCUCUGCUCAUCAAGAUCGGCUUCAUCUCAUUAAAAGAUCUUUACCCACACAUAUGGCCUGAAGACCAGGCAAUGGAUAGCGUGCGGGAGGACAAAUUGAAGGAAAAGGCCGAAAAGGAAAAAGCCAACAGACCAGGAGGAGGCACCAAUGCGCUUUUGAUGGCCGCCCCGCUUCCUGACGACACAAUUGAAGCUUUGCCCCGUGAGGCGGCUCGACUCCGAGAAGCCGAAGCUGCAAGACGACAGCAAAAGUUGGAUUUAACUACAGGCCGGUCAACGCCAAGCGUGCAGCCAGAGGAAAAGACUGCAGAUUUGCCGGAACCAGCUGAGCAGAAGGUACAAUUACUAAAGAGUUUGCUCUGCAUAGGCGCUCUACCGGAAGCACUUUACAUGAUGGGUCGCUUUCCUUGGCUCCCAGACGCAUUUUCUGAGCUUCCUGAGUACAUACACAGAAUCUUACACCAUUGUUUGUCCAAAGUCUGGGAGCCCCUUAGGCCUCUAAAGGACGAAGGAACACUUAGAGCACAGCAACGAUUUCCCGACACAGAACAGGGUGGUGUCCCAAAGGGUCAAGUCAGACUAAUUGAGGCGCCUGCAAGAAGGACUCUGCGAUGGGCUCAGCUCGACAAAGACGAUACCACUGAAGCUGUUGACUACAGAUUCUACUGGGACGACUGGGCUGAUAUUAUACCUGUGUGUCAAAAUGUCGAUGACGUUUUUAUGCUCUGUUCCACGCUUCUAAAUUACAGUGGGGUUAAGAUUGGUCAAGAUCCAUCUCUCUUAUUAAAACUUGUUCGAAUUGGCAGCUACUCAUUGUCGGCUGACGCAUCGGAAGAGAAUUUCGCGAGGUGGACGGAUCUUUCCAAACGUCUCCUUUUACCGGCACUCUCCAUGACCAAAUGCAACCCCAGUAUUGCGAAUGAAAUGUUUGAGAUGCUCAAAUGUUUCCCAGAAUCCACUCGUUACAAUCUUUACGCCGAGUGGAACUUCGGGCAGAUUUCGAGAUUGCCCGAUGUCAAGGCCGCUUUUGAGCAGACUAAGGCAGAGACGCGAGAUAUUCUUAAGAGAAUCAGCAACACUACAGUCAGACCAAUGGCUCGCGCUCUUGCAAAAGUAGCUUACUCGUCGCCGGGCAUCGUAUUCUCGGUAGCCAUUGGACAACUCGAGGCGUACGAAAACAUUGUGGAUACUUUUGUUGAAUGUGGACGCUACUUUACCUUUCUUGCUUACGACGUCCUCACUUGGUCACUCAUGAACUCAUUGAGUGGACAAGGAAGGGAUAGUCUUCAGGCUGACGGCAUUUUAACAAGCAAAUGGUUGGCAGCAUUAUCCUUAUUCGCCGGCAAGGUCUUCAAGAAAUACUCCAUCAUGAAUCCGCUACCUGUAAUCCAAUAUGUGGAGCAUCAGCUCCGGCAGGGCAAUCCAACACAUCUCAUCGUUCUGGAGGAAGUCACCAGAUCAAUGGCUGGCAUUAUGUCUGACGUCAGCUUCACUGAGGCCCAAAUAAUUGCAUUGAAUUGCGGGAAAAUUCUCCGCGCUCAAAUGCUACAACAACUCCAGGAUGAGAGACAUAAAAAGGAAUUCGAAAAAUCGGCGAAGCGAAUCACGAAGCCGCUGGUUGACUCUCGGUUGGCCGGCAAGCUCUUGAUCUCCCUGGCCCAGGAACGACAGACCUGUAUUUUUCGAGUGGAGGAAAACAACGCCCAUCCGAAGCUUCUAGGGAAUGUCUUUGAUCAGAUCAAUCGAGUCUUUGGUCAAUACCUGGACUUCUUGAGAGCGUACCUCUCAGUAAAAGAGUUUGAUCAACACGUCCCCGAAGUCGGCGAGCUAGUGAAUGAAUUCGGCCUCGAGCCCGGCGUCGCAUUCUGGAUAUCCCGAGCUACCAUCAAUGCAAACAUCGACGAGUAUGAGGCUGCGCACCGCAAGAGUCUUUCUGCAACGAAGAAGCCCGAAGUCGAUGGUGUUUCCAAUUCCCAACCUGAUCUAACCCGGCAAAACUCAGACAUGGCUGUAGAUGUAAAAGAGGCCACCGUCAAAGAAAGCGAUUCGAUGGAAAUUACAACCACAAGCGCUGAAACGGCCGUAACCGACACGCAACAAGAACCUGCGCCGCAAGAUGCCAUGAUCGAAGCUGAUCCAACACGCUCAGAACCACCGCCAAGCUCUAAAGCUGAUCUAGCCCCACUAGCUUGCCAUCCCAAGCUUCAAUUGAUUGCAGAAAGUCUUCAAAAAGCUAUUCCGAUUGAGGUCUGGCAAGUUCUGAGCCCUGCAUUUUAUGUCACUUUUUGGCACUUAGCACUUGGCGAUAUCAUAAAUGCAGGUACAGCGUACACAGAUGAGUCGAAGAGGAUUCAAGAUCAAAUCAAAGCUAUUGGGGCUGAUCGUACUGACGUUAGUAUUGCGGGCACGAAAAGAAAGAAGGACGAACAGGAAACACUCACUGACCUCAAUACCGCUCUCACUGCCGAAAUGAAAGACUAUGUGUACCUAAAGCACCUACCUCGCCUACGAAAAGAGAAGAACCAUUGGUUCACCGGGCUCUGGGGUCGAUAUGACGACGUUCACGUCACGCUCAUAGAGCGAUGCUUCUUUCCAAGAUUGACUUUAUCUCCAACAGAUGCAUAUUUCACUUUUAGGAUGAUCAAAUGGCUCCAUAAAGAAGGUGCAGCAAGUUUCAAGACCAUGGGUGUCUACGACAAGUUUUUCGACAGAGGCCGACUUACGUCAAUGAUAUUUUUAUGCAGCGCCAAGGAGGCAGAAUGUCUUGGCCGAUUCAUCAACGAUGUCCUUCGAGACCUUGGGUCAUGGCACAAGAGUAGAAGUACGUAUGAGAAAGAAGCCUUUGGGCCAAAGAAAACGUUACUGGGCUUCUCGAAAGUCAGACGGGAUGAACAGGGAAAAGAAGUGCCUGACUUCGUUGAUUACGAAGAUUUCAGACGGCUUCUCAUGAAAUGGCAUCGUCUUCUUAACGCAGCUUUGAAAGCAUGCUACGCCAGCGGCGAAUACAUGCACAUCCGAAAUGCGAUUACCAUUCUAAACAUUGUCUUCGCCCAAUUUCCCGUGGUGGAUUGGAUGGGAAAGAACCAACGGGAAGGACUAGCGGCCCUACUGAAGUCUGAGCCACGUGAAGACUUGAAGAUUGCUAUGACCUCGGUAUUAGGGCUGCUCAGGAAAGGCGAGAAACGCGAGGUAAUGCCUCAAGCUUUUUGCCUAGCACCAGAUAAUGGCAAAGCGGGUGGCAGUGGGGUUCGUGCAAAUUCAGUGCGACCAAACACUCCUCAACCCAAUAAUGGGGGUUCUAAGACACUGAACCCUUCUGCUCCAGCAUUUAGACCGAGCCCCCAACCAGUGACCAAUGGUGACCCAACGAGCUCGAAGCCUAUGCCUGGAAAAGUAGACGCUGAAGACGGAGAAAUUGAUGAUGCGCAGGUGAAAAAUGCAUCCGAGAAGGUCGAAACGAACACAUCGCAAUUAGACAAACCCGACAAUACGACUCAACAGCAAGCGCAACCCGCGCCUAAGAGAUUGCCUGACAGUCUGCCAAAGGCAGAUCCACCUCAAAAUCCAUCAAUUACGUCGAGGUCUGGUUCCGUGAAUUCUGCAUCCAAUGUCAAGGCACCCGAAGUUGCUCAACUUAGCAAGCCACCUUCAAUCCCAGAUCGCCCAGAACCACGUAGACCCACUUCAUCUACGCCUCUGAAUGGACAUGCUGAUCUUCCGAGCAAACCAGAUCCAUCUCAAUAUCGACAUGGAGAUUCACGUGUGCCUCAAAAGGUUGACGAACGACCACCUUUACAUGCUCGUGACACUCGUAUAGGGGGACGUGCGGGUUUAGAAGGUGCCAAAGAUCUUCCAAACGCACGAGCCCCAGAGCGGCCUCAGUUGUUGCAGCCUCCUCGGGAUGUAGCUCAGGGCAAUAAUAGGAUUGGACGCUCAGGUCCUGACGAUGGAUAUGGGCGAUAUCCACCACGAGACACUAGAGCACCCUUGUCUGACGAUCGUUCUUCGCGUCUACAAAACAGUCGAUCAUUCCCUGAGUCUGAACACGGAGGUCGCGAUUUCAAUCCUGGACAGCGUGGUAGAGAGUCAGCGGCAAUUCCGCCGACUGGCAACAUACCGGCACAUCCCGACCGAGAGGCUUUAAUCCAUGGGCCAUCAGAUUCGGAGCGAGAAAGACAUCCUCGCUAUCCUUCAGAACGGCAAAAUCACUCAGGGCCAGAAAGACGCUCUCGCCAUUCUUCGCCACUUCGAAGUGACGGGCGCGGCCCUAUCAAUGACAGUAAUCGUCAAUCAUCCGACUCUCGAUAUCAGUAUGAAGAUCGUCCAGCAUACGGUCAUUAUGAAGAGCCAUCGGCGCCUACCGGACCGAGGAGUGGACGUGGUCCUAUGGGCCCUCCGAGUACCUCCAGUGACCGUUUCCGUGAUACAAUGCGCCCACAGCCAACGCCAGGAUCUCUGGCUGACCCCAAUGUUGGUCGACUUCGGCAUGACGCACAAAACAAUAGGCAGUCGGAGUCUUAUGGUCGUCUGAAUGCCGAGAGUGAUGUGCCAUCAGGCCCCAAACUCUCUAGCGGAAGUGCUCAACCUACAUCACGAAAUGGGCGUAACGUCAGCGCUCCCCAGUUAUCGACUUCUGCGCCGCAUGUUGGAGGCACUAGCCAGCCUCCUCUAUCGCUACAAACAGCCCGACAAGCUCCAAAUGGACCUGCUUCAAGCGGACCAGCUCUACGAUCUUCUCCAAGAAAUCAGUCCCACGGGCAAAGCAGUAAUGCGUCUGGGCAAGGAGAGAAUCAGACCUCCGAAAUUGCCGGCAUACAUCCAGACCGCUUGAAAGCCAUACAAGGCGUUGGACCUCAAGCAACCAGACCAGCCCCAGUGGGACGAGGUGGCGGUCAAGCGCCUCCAUCGCCGUCCUCGACUCUACCGACCGAGACUCCCCGUGGGCCCAAUAACCAAAGCAACGCUGGGCCUCCUCCCGCGAGAAAUGCGGGCCCGCCAACAGGCCCUGCAGAUCGAAGAAGCGACAAGCGGUUCACAGGACUUCAAAGUGUGCUGCAACAAUCAAACGGGCAACCGCUUGCUGAACGGGUGACCCAAGGAACAAAUAUCCGUGGUAGAGGUGGACGUGUCAAUACCGCAGCCUCUCCGUCCACGUCUGGUCCACCUACGCCAAUCAAUCAGUCUUAUUCGCAGAGAGACGAGCCGUUUGAAUCACGUGCGAAUGGGUCCUUUCGAGGACCAAUGCAAGGGGAUGACUCAAGCUAUGGACGCAACACACGACAUGAGCCAGCUGGUGACGAGAGACGAUCAGCGCGUCAUCGUAGUCGCUCCCCAGGCAAUAAGUCCUUCGACUACGGGUCUCGGCAAGGGCAAAGUGGCCUGCCGCCACGCGGCGAUGCAAGAGAACGCUUUGGGACCGACGGGCCAUCCAUGAAUAUACGGGGAAACGCAGAGGCGGAUUUCAGGAGCGGGCCGCCUUUAGCCGCGGAGCGCGACCAUCGAGGGUCGAGGCGUGGAGGUCGUGAAGAUCAGUCAGACCGUAGAGACGGCCAGGAUUGGAGAGCUGGUCCCGGUCCUGGGCCUGGAAGACGCGGGGACGAACGAGAGGGCAGAGAUGGAGGGGGCAGUUUGCGCAAAAGAGGCAGAGCGGAUGAAGGCUUUGUGGAUCGAAAUAUGGAUUCUAAAAGACCGAGAAGGUGA